UCAUUCGGAAGAAGUUUUGUUGGACCAAUGAGCCAAUCCCCUUCCUUUUCAAACCCGGCUGAAGCUUCACAUAGGGUUAACAAGAAGAUGCUCCUCCAGCUUCAGGGGUAAAGGCAAACAAGGCGAGACAGCCCCAGAGACAAAGAAAUCGGGAGGCGGCAGCAGUGAACUAAGGGAAGUGGCUGCUUCCUUGUGACCCGGUGAAGGGGAAAGUGGAAACAUUCAGGCCAGCUGAGGAGCAAACAAGGCAGCGCUCAGCCCAGCCAGAUGUGGAUCUGAGCAGAUGUUACUGCAGCCGUAACUGAAGCACCCUUUGGUUGUUCUCUUACAGCUUUCCUCCUCCUCAGCUGCAUCCGUUUUCUUUCUUCUCGUUUGGGUUUUUCCUUCCGAAGAAAUCUUGUCAAUGUUCAGCAUUUGGCUGCUUCGUGGCUUACUUCUUGGAGCAAUUCCGGUGCGGAGUGUGUGGGGUGGAGGAAGCCAGCUGAGCCCGGAGAGCAGCUUGAUCUGGGGACCCGGGCUGAGAGCAGAUGUUGUCCUCCCCGCUCGCUAUUUUUAUAUUCAGGCUGUGGACACUGCGGGGCGGAGGUUCACUUCGUCUCCGGGUGAAAAUGCAUUUCAGGUGAAGAUCACUGCUCCUGAUGAACAGUUCACUCGAGUAGGAGUGCAGGUAUUAGACAGAAAAGAUGGUUCCUUCAUUGUGAGGUACAGAAUGUAUGCAAGCUACAAAAACAUCAGGAUAGAAGUUAAAACCAAAGAUAACCAUGUUGCAAAGUCCCCAUAUAUUUUAAAAGGACCUGUUUACCAUGAGAACUGUGACUGCCCUCAAGAAGAUAGCAAAGUAUGGGUGGAAGAGAUGAGCUGCUCUCAUACUAUUCCACAGAUACAGAAGGACCUAGCUAAUUUUCCCACUGUUGAUCCAGAUAAGAUUGCAAAGGAAAUUCCAGAAAGGUUUGGACAAAGACAGAGUUUGUGUCAUUAUACUAUAAAAGAUAAUAAGGUCUAUAUAAAGACAUAUGGAGAGCAUGUAGGCUUCAGGAUUUUCAUGGAUGCCAUACUACUAUCUUUGACUAGAAAAGUGACUAUGCCAGAUGUAGAGUUUUUUGUCAAUUUAGGGGAUUGGCCUUUGGAGAAGAAAAAAACUACACAGAACCUUCAUCCUAUCUUCUCCUGGUGUGGAUCUACUGAAUCAAAAGACAUUGUGAUGCCAACCUAUGAUCUGACAGACUCCGUUUUAGAAACUAUGGGCAGAGUUAGCUUGGAUAUGAUGUCUGUCCAGGCCAACACUGGGCCACCUUGGGAAGAGAAGAACAGCACAGCAUUUUGGAGAGGACGUGACAGCCGAAAAGAGAGGCUUGAACUUGUAAAGCUCAGUAGAAGAUACCCAGAUAUCAUAGAUGCUGCUCUUACAAAUUUUUUCUUUUUUAAGCAUGAUGAAAGACUCUAUGGUCCCAUUGUGAAGCACAUUUCAUUUUUUGAUUUUUUUAAGUAUAAGUACCAAAUUAAUAUUGAUGGCACAGUGGCUGCAUACAGAUUGCCUUACCUACUAGCAGGAAACAGUGUGGUGCUAAAACAAGACUCCAUCUACUAUGAACAUUUUUAUAACGAGCUGCAGCCAUGGAAACAUUACAUUCCAUUCAAAAGUGACCUGAGUGAUCUACUGGAGAAACUACAGUGGGCAAAAGAUCAUGAUGAGGAGGUAAAGAAUAUUGCAGAAUCUGGACAAGAAUUUGCAAGAAAUAAUCUCAUGGGAGAUCACAUAUUCUGCUAUUAUUUCAAACUUUUCCAGGCAUAUGCUAAUUUACAAGUGAGUGAGCCAAAAAUCAGAGAUGGCAUGGAGAAGGUGCAGCAGCCUGAUGAUGACCUCUUUCCAUGUUCUUGUCACAGAAGGAAGGCCAAAGAUGAGCUCUAACACGAAGAAAUUAUAUUAUUUGUGGAACAUUUAUUUACCCUCAGAAUUCCUUCUUUAAAAAAAAAAAAGGAAAAUGUUAAUUACAAUUUCAGAGGACAAUACAAAACUUAUUGUGCAAUAGUCCACAUUAGAAAUACCUGUUUUCUUUUGUAUCAAGCAAUGUUAAUAGAAUUUGGGUUUUAAACAUUUUUACAAUUUUUUUUUAAUAAAAUCACUUUUAUUUCAAAA
Messenger RNA from Alligator mississippiensis (American alligator), 2137 nucleotides. It is a transcript of the gene POGLUT2, whose product is annotated as protein O-glucosyltransferase 2. Gene Ontology annotation, cellular component: endomembrane system. Gene Ontology annotation, molecular function: glucosyltransferase activity; protein binding. The transcript is spliced from 10 exons. The coding region runs from base 404 to 1909 and encodes 501 amino acids. Lineage: Eukaryota; Metazoa; Chordata; Crocodylia; Alligatoridae. The record is from RefSeq and is a predicted model, not a curated record.